UAGUCAGUGUUGUAUGUCUUGUAAACUCAAUUGCUCUGCAGUCAACUCUACUUUUUACAUUUUUUGUCCCACUGAUUAGAUAUGGACUUUAUUCUGCCACCCAAUCUGCCAGAUGGUGAUAUCCCAUGGGAGAAGGUUUUACCUCCUCUUAUUCCUCGGCUCAAUGGGACUUAUGGACAAUAUAAUUGGUCUCCGAAAUUACUGAUGCCAGAGACUGACAAUAACAGCUCCGCAGAGGUUAACUGUGACAACAGUGGUUUUACAGUUCAAGUUGAUGUAAAGCACUUUAACCCAGAGGACCUAAUGGUCAAAGUAAUAGGAGACUUUGUGGAAGUGCAAGGAAAGCAUGAAGAAAAAAAGAAGGAUGGUCCAGGGGUUACAACACGGCAGUUUAGCCGCCGCUACCGAAUCCCAAAGCGAGUGGACACCAUGGCUUUGGAGUCAGCGGUCUCUCCAGAUGGCAUCCUUAUCAUAUCUGCACCGAUGCUGCAAACAGAGGACUCCAGAAUCCUGACCGAAUAACAAUUAUACCAAGCACUCAAAUCUCAACCACCUUCACUGCAUAUAACAAAAAAAGUGUAAUGUAAUCCUUUAAGAACUCACAGGCACAUGCAGAAAUAACUUCAGGCUCCUUUAUCCACAGCAACUCUCAACAUGUGCCAAAACACCCAUUUGUCCUGUUCCUGGCACUGUUCUAAUAUUCCCUACUCUCUGAGGUUUGUAUAUACUGCUCUACUAUUACUCAUCAAUCUUACAUGAUGUUUCAAGGAAC
This is a messenger RNA of Etheostoma cragini (Arkansas darter), 772 nucleotides long. RefSeq names its product heat shock protein, alpha-crystallin-related, b6 (gene hspb6). Gene Ontology annotation, biological process: response to heat; protein refolding. The record is from RefSeq and is a predicted model, not a curated record. Gene Ontology annotation, molecular function: protein folding chaperone. NCBI's taxonomy places the organism in Eukaryota, Metazoa, Chordata, Actinopteri, Perciformes, Percidae. The transcript is spliced from 4 exons. The coding region runs from base 82 to 522 and encodes 146 amino acids.